This is a messenger RNA of Phytophthora infestans T30-4, 1191 nucleotides long. RefSeq lists its product as uncharacterized. The transcript has a single exon. Lineage: Eukaryota; Oomycota; Peronosporomycetes; Peronosporales; Peronosporaceae. The record is from RefSeq and is a predicted model, not a curated record. The coding region runs from base 49 to 1062 and encodes 337 amino acids.
CACCAGACCAACCCUACCGACCUUCUCCGCCAACCUUCUCCAUCGACCAUGGCGUCAGCUUUCGCUUUCCUGCCGCCUGUCCAGGGAGAUCUCCCGCACUACGUCUCACCGGCUCGCUCCUUCACGUGGGCACCGGUCAAUCCAACCAGUACUCGUCUUCGCUGGACGCGCUCGACUGCUUCCAAGGCCAGCCUCACGCCUUCCCAGGAGCCCUCGGGGACCAACCCCGAAUCUACGCACUCGCGGCUUCGUCACCCAGUUGAUCAAGUCCUGGGGCCACUCAUCGUCGGCAGCUCCACGACCACGCUAUCGACCAAUAUCAUCGCUUACUUCAACGAUGCUGGCAAAGCUUCGAUCCGCAGCCAGUGCCUGACAAUCGUCCCGUACAGCCCACCGGCAAUGCCGCAACAAGAGCUGAAUCUCGCGCUCGUCAGCCCCGUCGUCGCUCCACACGUCCACAAGGCCACAUUGAUGACCACUUUUCUGGCCGAUCUCACUGCUCCGUUGACUUAUCACAGCUUGUCUGUUGUCGUAUAUGACGACCAGCCUGCCACGCGUUCAAAGCCAUCCAAUGUGGCACCCUCUGUAGCCUCGACCGCAGAGCUGUGCGUGAGAGUUCUCACGAACCUGGCGGCAAACUAUUCGCUGAUUGCCACGGCCGUCCUCCGCGAGCCACACGAUGGCCUUCGUACCAAUGCCACAGCUACUGCCAAUGUCGGCGACGCCGACACCAACCAACACAAGGUACACGAGUCCACCCAAGGCGCCACCCGAGAAGUCACUCGAGCUCGUUGUCCUGCACUCUCCAAUCGACUCAGGAUCCAGCGCGUACAGCGACGCGUGUAUGACUUCCAGCGGGCAUCGAAACGCAAGGCCAAGGCGGUCGAUGCCAAGGAUCGCCACGCACCAACCUCUGCAUCAACACCAGUCCCGUCCAACAAGAACGUGGCGUCCAGGCUGUUCAGCUAUCUCAAGGACGCAACGUAUCUUGGACACCGAGCCGAGUCCAAGACGCGACGUUGCCAAGCAAGUGCUGCCUCCAAUCAGCGCAGGUGGCUCUGAACACAAAGACCUUUCAAAUUGUACCAGCUCCGACGUACCAGCUCCAAUGCACGAGCUCCUUUAUCAACUGCAAACGCCUACACCAGCAACCGUUGUCGUACUUCUAAUUAUUUUUUAGAGUUGUAUCUG